Messenger RNA from Eubalaena glacialis (North Atlantic right whale), 2960 nucleotides. RefSeq names its product purine rich element binding protein B (gene PURB). The transcript has a single exon. Gene Ontology annotation, biological process: regulation of transcription by RNA polymerase II. Gene Ontology annotation, molecular function: RNA polymerase II transcription regulatory region sequence-specific DNA binding; DNA-binding transcription factor activity, RNA polymerase II-specific; purine-rich negative regulatory element binding. Bases 19 to 936 code for a protein of 305 amino acids. Gene Ontology annotation, cellular component: nucleus. The record is from RefSeq and is a predicted model, not a curated record. Lineage: Eukaryota; Metazoa; Chordata; Mammalia; Artiodactyla; Balaenidae.
GCGGCGGCGGCCGAGAAGAUGGCGGACGGCGACAGCGGCAGCGAGCGCGGCGGCGGUGGCGGGCACGGCGGCUUCCAGCCCGCGUCCCGCGGUGGCGGCGAGCAGGAGACGCAGGAGCUGGCCUCGAAGCGGCUGGACAUCCAGAACAAACGCUUCUACCUGGACGUGAAGCAGAACGCCAAGGGCCGCUUCCUCAAGAUCGCCGAGGUGGGCGCAGGCGGCUCCAAGAGCCGCCUCACGCUGUCCAUGGCGGUGGCCGCCGAGUUCCGCGACUACCUGGGCGACUUCAUCGAACACUACGCGCAGCUGGGCCCCAGCAGUCCCGAGCAGGUGGCAGCGGCAGCGGGCGCCGAGGAGGGCGGUGGGCCGCGGCGCGCGCUCAAGAGCGAGUUUCUGGUGCGCGAGAACCGCAAGUACUACCUGGACCUCAAGGAGAACCAGCGCGGCCGCUUCCUGCGCAUCCGCCAGACGGUCAACCGCGGUGGCGGCGGCCCGGGGCCCGGCGGCCUGCAGAGCGGCCAGACCAUCGCGUUGCCCGCGCAGGGCCUCAUCGAAUUCCGCGACGCGCUGGCCAAGCUCAUCGACGACUACGGCGGCGAGGACGACGAGCUGGCUGGGGGCCCGGGCGGCGGCGCUGGGGGCCCCGGGGGCGGCCUGUACGGGGAGCUCCCGGAAGGCACCUCCAUCACGGUGGACUCUAAGCGUUUCUUCUUCGACGUGGGCUGCAACAAGUACGGAGUGUUCCUGCGCGUGAGCGAGGUGAAGCCGUCCUACCGCAACGCCAUCACCGUCCCCUUCAAGGCCUGGGGCAAGUUCGGGGGCGCCUUUUGCCGGUAUGCGGAUGAGAUGAAAGAGAUCCAGGAGCGGCAGAGGGAUAAGCUUUAUGAGCGACGCGGCGGGGACGAGUCAGAGGGAGAGGAGGUGGAUGAGGAUUGAAACGCCUAGCUUCCCCUACGGGCCUCCCCACCCCACCGCUAGAGAGCCCCCCUUCCUGUUCAUCCCAGUGAGCUAGUGGAGGGGGAGCAAGGGAGGCUCCAGAAGGAGAAAACAAAAUUUAAAAUAGUUAAUUAAAAGAAAUAACCAUAAGAGAGAACAGUCACGGACAAUUAGAGAAAAGCAGUAAAGUUCCAAGGAAUUGACAGCAACCUACAAAGAGAGGACAACAGCGCCUCCUCACCUGAGCAAAAGUCUCAGCUUCUGUUGCUUCCCAGCUGGGGUUCCUAAAUCCAUCAGGAUAAUCCUGGGUGGGGUAGAUCCUUGCACAUUGGCCAAGGAACACCUCUUGAGUUACCCAGACCCACUGAUGACAGCUGAAUUUGUAUUAUACCUGGGUAACCUGGUCUUAAGAUAGUGUCUGUCCCUUCACCUCCAUUGAAAUCAGCGUUUUGGAUCUAGAUCUUCAUGGAAUUCUUGUGAAGAGAGAGGCAUUUGCAGUUACCCAGUUCUGAGGGUACAAGUUUUAUGAAAAGGAAUGCAACUUUUAAGAAAUCAUAGACAGGGCAAAAUAAGAAUUCAAGAAGCCACCAGGGAAUACAGAAACAAAUCGGAUCCAUUUUUUUUUAAAUGGUUUUGCAUGGAACCUGGAACAAGGCCCAUGUCUUGUCUUUGCAGAAUUAUUUUCCGGGAUGCAAAUGGAUUCAGAUGUCAGUCCUUGAACUAGAAUCCGUUAUUAUAAUAUUUUGGAAGUUGGCAAAAUUUUUUCAAAGAUAAAAGCAGUUUUACAUUGGGGGUUGCUGAGGUAGGCACAAGAAGAAAUCAGGCAUAAAGCACAAGGAAAACUGUUUGAGUGGAUUGGUUGCUGCUCACUAAAGUUCUUCCCCGAUCUCCAAAUAUGGAGGUCAUGUCUUAGAUAUGAAUGAGAGCCAGAUCCCCGUGGCUCCACCGUGUGAGCCAGUGAAUUAUGGCUAAUUCGGCAGUUUCAGCCACUGGUUGGCUGGAUUUUAAACCGUAAAACUUGAAGAUAUCUACAAAAGGAACAGUGGCUACAAGCCUGAGCUUUAAUGGAAUAUAAGUCCUCACAGAAAAGUUCGAAAUAACCAAAACUGAAGUCUUCAUCUACCUUCAGUUUAAUCUGUGGAUUUGUUUCAAUACUAAAGAUCCUCAGGUCCAGAAUUCCAGCAACAUUUAUUCUUUUAAAACAGAUUUUUAAGAACUUGAUCCAUUGUAUCAGUACCUCACAAUCAAAGUUGGCAAACGAUGGAUGAGUGAUUCAAGCAGAGUGCCCUUUGGAAGCUGAAAUCCAUCUGAAUGGAGCUGAAGUGAACGUGAAUAUGCUGACUAUAUCCUGGAAGCAUUUUUAUACCAUCUUGAAAUUUCAACAAACUGCCUUUUGCCAGUUUAUCCAGCUGUCUUUCAAGAAUAAAAGUUGGGGUUUUCAAGGAUCGCCUCUUCUAUAUUUUAAGUGGAUUUUCAGUAUGAUCUUUACUAAUCAAGUUAAUCCCACCCCAUCAAAAGGUAUUCCUAGAAGUGUCAGAACCUAGGUAACUGAAUUGAAUGGGAGCUAAUGUUCUUUCCAAAGUUUUCAGGUAUACUUUGUGCAACACCUUCUCAACCAGGAGGCAAGUAACCCCACUUCCACAAUCUUAGUAUUUUUUUUUUAACUGCAUGCCUGCCCUUUAUUUGAGCUGCCUUUUAAUUUAUUGCAUACCCUUUUUAUUAUCUUAUUUUGGUAUUCAAUCUAUACAAUCUUUUUGUAUUUAUUGGGAAAUGAGUAAUAUACAAAAAGGUUUUCAUGAAUUAGUGGCUGAGAGGUAGGGAAUAAUUGUGUAUAUAAAAUUAGGCUUUUUUAAAAAUUAGAUUUGAUUCAGAAUAUCUGAUCUUAGAUUUUUAAAAAAUAGUGGAAGAGCCACAAACAUUGGUGCCCUUUUCAGACUAUUUCUCUACUCUCAUCAUCCACAGUAGACUUUUUAAACAGAUUUUUUUUAAAGCAAUUUUUUUUUUUUUAAUUUUUCUCCGUUGCA